AGAAACAUCUUAUCUCUCUCCCUCACGGACGGGUACAUUCUUCUUUUAAAUUGUUCGAUUUUAGAGAGAGAGAGAGAAAGUAGUGAUUUGUUGUUUGAUUCUGUCGUCGUGCUUUUUGCUUCUAAUUUGGAGCAACAGUGUUGUGUCGUGGAUUUUAGAAGUGUUGACCUUGCGGUCCACCACCUAGGCCCGGCGCCAGCCUUUGUCUGUACCUUUAUACGGGCCCUGGACACGCCUCCCCCUCCCCGCGAGUCGAACAGCCGACCUCCCCCUCCUAAGGAGGUAGUACCACUAGACUACGAGGUCCUGGGUGACGGUUUGUUCUUCAAGAUCCAUAUCAUCAUCAUGGGCAAGCCUGCAAAGUGGUUUAAAAAUGUACUACUUGGAAAGAAAUCCUCCAAAUCUAGCAGCAAUGUUUCGAAAGGAUAUUAUGAGAGAGUUGUGAGCGGGAACGAGCUAGUGGUGGUUACUGCAAUGGUAGAAGUAUCCGAUCUCCCACCAUCUUUUGCAAAUGCUGCAGCGUCUAAUACCACCGUUCAUGGAAGCAGUGGUGUAUCAGAGACGCAACAUGUAGAACCUGAAGAGAUCUCAGAUGAUGAAACACAGCUUCCAGAUAGCAAACCAUCAGAUGCUGCACCAUCUGAUGCAGAGAGAAUCCAACAAGAGAUUGCAGCAACGUUGGUCCAGGCUGCGUUUAGAGGCUACUCGGCUCGGCGUGCCUUUUGGGCACUCAAAGGCAUAAUAAGGCUACAAGCACUUAUCCGUGGUCACCUGGUUAGGAGGCAAGCUGUUGCAACUCUCUGCUGUGUCAUGGGAAUCAUCAAGUUACAAGCGCUUGCUCGAGGAAAAGAGAUCAGAAACUCUCACAUUGGAGUUCAAGUUCAAAGGAAAUGCAGACUCCAGAUGCUUCAGGAGAACAAGGUUGGGAACUCUACAGGUGCUUACCUUGGAAUCAAGAAACUAACAGCCAACGCUUUUGCUCUGAAGCUUCUUGCUUCAUCGCCAAAAGUGAUACCCGUACACAUACCCUAUGAUUCAUCCAAUCCAAACUCAAGCUCUAUCUGGUUAGAGAACUGGUCAGCCUCAUGCUUCUGGAAACCAGUUCCUCAACCUAAGAAGACAAUGGGGAGAAGAGUUACUGACGCUGACUCCAAACCCAAGAAGAGUGCCUCAGUAAAGACAUCUUUUGAGUUUGGUAAGCACAAACGCAGCUUCAGGAAAGUUUCAAGCCAGUCUGUAGAACCACCUGCUGUUGAAGAUCCUCAGGUUGAGCUUGAAAAGGUUAAACGUGGCUUGAGGAAGGUGCAUAAUCCUGUCGUUGAGAGCUCUAUCCAACCUCAACCAGUUCCUCAUAUAGAAGUUGAGGAGACAAAGCAUGAAACCAUAGAAGAACCUGUGAAAGUCUUUGAGGUAAACAAGAAGCAAGAAGUGCCUGAACAGCCUGAUGAGGUGGAAGUACAUACUCCUGGACCAUUGGAAACCAAUGAAGCACUAGAUUCCUCACUGGUCAACCAAAUUGGUGAAGCUAAAGAUGCAAGGGAAGAGAAAACUACCAAACCAAACAAUAAAGAGAGUUCAGCAGGGAAGGAGAACCAGAAGUCAAGGAGAAAGGGUUCAGCUACUAACAAGACCGAGCGUGAAGAGAGUAAUGGGCAUCAUCAUCAUCAUCAGACUAGUCCAUCAAUCCCAAGCUAUAUGCAAGCAACUAAAUCGGCGAAAGCAAAGCUGAGGCUGCAAGGCUCACCAAAGUCUGCUGAGCAAGACGGGAAUGAGAAAGCCAAUGUUCCUAGGCGUCACUCUCUACCAUCUUCAGGUAAUGGUAGGAUCACCUCUACUAGUUCUCCGAGAACAACGAGACUCGCUAGCUCAGGUGACAAAACCGGGAAUAAGAAGGAGAAACCUCUUCUGUCAUCUGCAAAGACAACUCCGGUAGAGCGCAAGAGGUGAUUGAUGAUAUCAGAAAGUUGUCGUUGUUGAUUCUACAAUAGCAACAUUGUCAACAUGAGGAAUAUAAAAGCUAGAUUUAAAGUCUGUGACUGUGUGUGUGUUUAUGGUUUGGCCAAUUGUUACCGUUGGCUGCUGAGUAUCUGCAAUUGUGAGUGUGUCCUAAGCCGGAUAAUGUUACAUCACAAGGGUUGUGGAACUUGUUCUUUCUUCUUCUGGUUUUAUCAUUACAUAACUUUAAUUACUUUUUCAGAUUUAAGCUUUUUUUUUUUUUUUUUUUAAUGUUUAUAUGAAUCUGUGAUUAUCUAAGAAUGUUCUUCAUUGUUUACAAACUUUGGAUGAAGUUUAUAUGCUCGUUUCUUCUUUUGUCUCCCAUUUCUUCUUCCACUGAUCCUCUGUUACCCCUCUGAAGAGAUUCACCCAGAAAAUGUUUUAGCCCGAAUAUUUAAGCACAGAGAACCUGAAUAGUCUUAAGAGUAUUUUCAAAUAGAAGCUCGAUCUAAAAUGGUUUAACCCGAAUAUUUUAGCACAUCCACAGGUCUUGCCUACCACUUGACGACCACAGUAUGCGGGCGGUUUGCUCCAUCAUGACAAAGCAGAAUUACAAGAUACAAAUAUAUUUCUUAAUUUGAAGGUACAUAAACUUUUUUUUGAAGGGAUUCAACAAAAUUACAGGAUACAAAUA
Molecule: messenger RNA, 2629 nt
Organism: Brassica oleracea var. oleracea
Lineage: Eukaryota; Viridiplantae; Streptophyta; Magnoliopsida; Brassicales; Brassicaceae
Product: protein IQ-DOMAIN 31
Molecular function (GO): protein binding
Source: RefSeq, a predicted model, not a curated record